Lactuca saligna is the source of this 2271-nucleotide messenger RNA. Lineage: Eukaryota; Viridiplantae; Streptophyta; Magnoliopsida; Asterales; Asteraceae. The record is from the annotation of a GenBank genome assembly.
UUCACCCCACCGAUCUUAUCUAACAUAAUUCAAACAACAAACCCAAUUCCAAUUUCCAGGGUUGCAAGAUUUCCAGGAUCUGUUGCCCCUACCUCCGUAAACUCCUAGAUUCCUGUCAUUUCCAAUUCGGAGGCGGGACCGAAUGCAAGUUUAUUUGAUUUGAAAGGGAUAAAACACACGAAGCUCUACGAAAUUGAUUGAUGUGAAGAGGGUUCGCUUUUUUUGUUUUUUAUUAUUGGUUUACUAGGGUUAAGUGAUCGUCUCGGGUUUUCAAUUUGAGAUCUGGAUGAUAGAUUCUGAAUUCAGAGGCCGAUAAAGAAAUUGAUUUGCAAAAGAUGGACAUGGAUUAUAAUGGGGAUGCGGGUUUUCUUGACCCUGAAUUGUUACAGCUGAAUGAAGUGUCUCCUUUGGCUCUUAAGUCAAAUCCUUAUGUUGCCGAGAAGCUGUUCGAGCAAUGGCUUUCCCUUCCGGAAACAACUCUUUUGGUGAAAUCAUUGUUCAACAAUGCUAAAGCAGGUGUUCCAUUAAAUGUUAGUGGAUCAGUUUCAAGCCCAAAAGCUUCUUCCAUGAACUCAAUACCUUCCAUGUUUCCUGCUGGAAGUGCACCUCCACUUUCACCAAGAAGUUCAUCUGGUUCUCCUCGGAUCACAAAACAGAGGGCAGGUCCUUCUGUUUUAGGGUCUCCUUUAAAAGUACUGAGUGAGCCAGUUAAAGAGUUGAUUCCUCAGUUUUACUUUCAGAAUGGUCCUCCUCCUCCUAAUGAACUUAAAGAAAGAUGCUUGCUUAAAAGCAACCAGUUUUUCUAUGGUCAUCCAGAUGGAUUACAACUGCAUGAAUUCAAACUGCUUACUAAGGAAAUUUGCAAACUGCCUUCCUUCUUCUCCACUGCCCUUUUUAAAAAGAUUGAUGUUGAUGGCACUGGUGUUGUCACAAGGGAUGCGUUUGUUGAUUAUUGGGUGAAUGGCAACAUGUUGAUAAAAGAUGUUGCAACCCAAAUAUAUACAAUAUUGAAACAGCCUGAUUUGAGAUAUCUCACUCAGGAGGAUUUUAAACCCAUACUUCGGGAACUAUUGGCAACUCAUCCAGGUUUGGAGUUCUUACAGAGUACACCCGAAUUUCAGGAGAGAUAUGCUGAAACGGUUAUAUACAGAAUUUUCUACUACAUGAAUAGAGCAGGUGAUUCACGUCUUACCCUUAGAGAACUCAAACGUGGAAAUUUAGUUGCUGCAAUGCAGCAUGCAGAUGAAGAAGAGGACAUUAACAAAGUUUUAAGAUAUUUCUCUUAUGAGCACUUCUAUGUAAUUUAUUGCAAAUUCUGGGAGCUGGACACGGAUCAUGAUUUCUUGAUAGAUAAAGAGAACCUUAUACGAUAUGGUAAUCAUGCACUCACAUACAGAAUUGUUGACAGAAUAUUUUCACAGGUACCCAGAAAGUUCACCAGUAAUGUUGAAGGAAAAAUGGGAUAUGAAGAUUUUGUUUAUUUCAUUUUAUCCGAAGAAGAUAAAUCAUCAGAGCCAAGUCUGGAAUACUGGUUCAAGUGUGUAGAUUUAGAUGCAAACGGUGUGAUUACAAGGAAUGAAAUGCAAUUCUUCUAUGAAGAACAGUUGCAUCGAAUGGAAUGCAUGGCCCAAGAGCCUGUUCUUUUUGAAGACAUUUUGUGUCAAAUAGUCGACAUGAUUGGACCAAAGGAUGAAGGGUAUUUUACAUUGGGUGAUAUGAAAGGAAGCAAACUUGCAGGAAGUGUUUUCAAUAUCCUUUUUAAUCUGAACAAAUUCAUGGCAUUUGAAACACGUGAUCCGUUUCUGAUACGUCAAGAACCGCAGAUGUCUGGGAUGAAUCUCUUGAAGCCCCUUUCUGAUUUUAAGGUGAAUGAACUUGAAGAAUUCUUUAAUUUAAGCUUUGUGGGUGAUAGAAGGGUGUAAAGUUUUUGGGAUUAGUGGGUGAGGAAGGAGGAUGUAGAUGAUAUGAUGUGGUGUUGUUGCAGUUGAAUGGUGAAUGGAAGAAGAUGAUGAUGAUGUUGUUUUGAGGUUGAGGUGCUUUAAUUGGAAGCAUUUAUUAGUAGUGCCCUUUGAAUAGUUGCUCUGUUUGACUUUGACUUUGACUUCUACAAAUAGAUGUUUUAUGUUUUUUCUUUUUAUACAAUUUGUGCAUCAAACAUUUUCUGGAUGGGGUCUAGUGUUUGUAUUUAAUAUGUUUGAAAUUGAAUGUCUUUGUUGUUAAUGUCAAAAUAAAAAUAUAAAUUCCAUUUCACCUCUUCUUUUUAAACAAAAA